Molecule: messenger RNA, 16704 nt
Organism: Dioscorea cayenensis subsp. rotundata (Guinea yam)
Lineage: Eukaryota; Viridiplantae; Streptophyta; Magnoliopsida; Dioscoreales; Dioscoreaceae
Product: midasin
Biological process (GO): ribosomal large subunit assembly; rRNA processing
Cellular component (GO): nucleus; preribosome, large subunit precursor
Molecular function (GO): ATP binding; ATP hydrolysis activity
Source: RefSeq, a predicted model, not a curated record
CCGCCUUAAACCCUAAACCUUCGUCUCCAGCCCCACUCAUCCCUGCCGCGCUUCUACCCUUCUCAACUCCUCUCUAGGAUUUCUCCACUUCCUGAGGGAUGUCCCUCGAUGGGAGCUUCUCCUGCAAAUGCGCUCUCCGCCGUCUCCUUGCGCGCUGCCCUGGCCUACGCUCCGACCCCAGGCUCGUCUCUCUCUCCAAUAAGGAAGCUGUCACUGCGGAUGAGGUUGUGGCGGCGAUCGCUGACCCUUUUUUGCAUCCCAAAUUUACCAUUCCGAUCAUGGGGUGCUUCCGGCCGCUCUGCCAGAGGAUUGUGGAGCAGGUGAUUGCGAAACUUAAGGUUGUGCCGAACUUGGAGAGCGAGAAUGAUGAAGCACGCGAGGAGAUUGGAGAAGAGGAUGUGCGCGUUGUAGAUUUUUAUGUUGGGAGAGGCAGGGGAUUGAGACUUCAUGAGCUUGCAUCGCUGACAUUCGUUCGAGCUCUUGACUUGGCACCUUUCCUUUUGGGAUAUUUGUUAAGUUAUUAUAGAAUCGCUCCACCUCCUUUCAGACGGCUUGUGUUGGUGAUGAACUCAGCCUCGGAGUUCAAGGAUUUAAGUCAUUUGCUUGAAGUUGUCCGGGUAACUUAUCGUUUUUUGUUAAUAGAGACCAAAGUCUUCUCUGAAUUAUGGGAGUGGACCUGUUUCUUUGAUCUAAUGCGACAACCAGAAAUUCUUAAUUUUAGCUAUACCAAGAUGGCAUUGGAUAAUAAAUUGGACAUAAAAUGGUGUUCAUCGCAAAUAUUGUCGGUUGUUCUCAAAAUAAGCGAUAGAGCUAUCGAAAAGUUUGGAUUAGGACCAAAUGAGACUCUAUCAUGUUUACUCCGUUGGGAGGAUUUCUGUCAUGACAUUACUUUAGAAAAGGCAGGCUGGUACCUUGAUGAAAGUAAUGCUGACAUCAGAAACUGUUGUCAUGGGGAUUUUAAGUUUGAUUGUUUCCUAGAGUUCAACAAAAGUAUUUCAUCAAUUGUCUCUUCAAGAUCUCAUCAAUUUAAAUCAGAAGGAAGAAAUUGUCGAAACAAGGUUUCGAGUGUUUUACAACUUGCUGGUGGCCCAUUUAUCCUGACUUCAGCGAUAAGGAAGAGUUUUGACAUGUGUCUCAUGGCAGUUAGUCAGAAAUGGCCUAUUCUACUGCAUGGUCCUGCAGGUGUUGGAAAGACUUCAUUGGUCAGGAAACUAGCAGAAAUUUGUGCAAAACAAGUUUUGUUUAUUCAUGUGGAUGAGCAAAUGGAUAGCAAAACACUGGUUGGAAGUUACGUUUGUACGGAAGUACCUGGUGAAUUCAAAUGGCAACCAGGUUCUCUUACACAGGCCAUACUAAAUGGGUGCUGGGUGGUGUUUGAAGAUCUAGAUAAGGCUCCUAACGAUGUUAAAUCUAUUAUUUUACCACUGCUUGAAGGUUCCGGUUCUUUUGUAACUGGCCAUGGGGAGUCAGUUGAUGUCCCUGAAAGUUUCCGCUUGUUUGCAACGAUGACAACUUCAAAGCAUGAUGCCUGGCAUGCCAUUGAAGGAAGCUCUGUGUGGAGGAAAGUGAUGGUUGGUGCUCCAAGCAAAGGAGAUUUAGUGGAGAUAGUGAAUGAAUGCUACCCAAGCUUAGUCACUUUUUCAGUGAAACUUAUAGAAACCUUUGAAAGAGUUAAUUCUAUUUCUUCUGAUAUACUUGGUGGGGUUGCUCCAACUGGUUUCUUCAGUAGGUUUUUGUUAAGGGAUCUAUUGAAAUGGUGUAGAAGAAUCACUGGUUUAGGUCUAAAUUUUUCAGGACCUGCAAUUCCACCACAUUUAUGCAGAAGUAUAUUUCAGGAGGGUGUUGAUAUUUUUGCGUCCUCCUUGCCUUCUUUGGACAACCGGAUUUUGAUAAGGAGAGAACUCGCCCAUAUUUGGAAUAUUCUUGUGCCUGAUGUUGAUAAUCUAUGCUCUAGCAAGCCUGUUUUUGAGACUUCAAGGUCAUCCAUACAAGUUGGAAGAGUUGUCCUCGAGCACAAUCAUCCUGUGAUGGUUGGUGAAAAGAGAUAUUUUGUUGGAAUCCGUAGUUCCCUUCAAGUUCUUGAGAAGAUUGCCUGUUCUGUUAAAUAUAAUGAGCCUGUUCUUCUAGUGGGUGAAACGGGUACUGGUAAGACUACACUUGUGCAGAAUCUGGCUACAAAGCUUGGACAUUCACUUACUGUGAUGAAUUUAAGUCAGCAAAGUGAUGUAGCUGAUCUUUUGGGUGGAUACAAACCUACUGAUGCAUGCUCAGUCUGCAUGCCUAUUUAUCAUGAGUUAAAAGAAUUGUUUUGCAAGUCCUUUUCUGGGAAGGCCAAUGAAAAUUAUCUUCAUCGUUGUGAGAUGUAUGCAAUAGAAAAGAAUUGGAAAAAACUUCUACAUGCUUGCCAGAAGGUGGUCAACUUUGCUAGGAAUCGAGUUGCUAAAUCAUCCGGCCUGAUUUCUGGUUCAAAGAGAAAGAGGCCAAUCUCCGAAGAGGUUUUUCAUAAUUGGGAUUCCUUUGCUUCUAGACUGGAUGCUGUUCGCAAGCAGAUUAGUUCCUCUGCAGGCAUGUUAUUUACCUUUGUUGAAGGCGCUUUUGUCACUGCCAUAAAGAAUGGUCACUGGAUUUUACUUGAUGAGGUUAAUCUUGCUCCACCCGAGAUGCUCCAAAGGAUUAUCGGUGUUUUAGAUGGAGAAAAAGGUACAAUUUGUCUAACUGAAAGAGGGGAUGUAGAUUGCAUUGAACGUCAUCCAGAUUUCCGCAUAUUUGCCUGCAUGAAUCCUGCAACAGAUGCAGGAAAGCGGGAACUUCCCUUUUCUUUUCGGAGCAGGUUUACAGAGUAUUUUGUCGAUGAUGUAUUGGAUGAUGAAGAUCUGGCUCUUUUUAUCAGUCAGUAUAUUGGUGAUAGCAAGUCUGAAGGUGAAUUAUCUAAGAGAAUUGUUAGCUUUUAUAAGGCAGCUAAGAGAGAAUCUGAGGAAAGGUUACAGGAUAGUGCCAAUCAAAAACCACAGUUCAGUUUGAGAUCUCUUGCUCGCGCACUUGAGUAUUCAAAGAAGGCAGAAAAGGAUUUUGUGUUUCAAAAAGCACUUUAUGAUGGCUUUUGCAUGUUUUUCCUGACUUUACUGGACGGCCCCAGCGCAAAGAUAAUGAACAAUAUGAUAUUAUCAUAUUUGUUAGGUGGAAAUAUGCCGCCAAAUAUUCCUUUUGAUCGCUAUUUCAUUAGGAAAACACAACAUCAGCAUGUUCCAAACAUGGAUUCAUUUGUGGAAAAUUAUAUUCUUACAAAAAGUGUAAAAGAGCAUCUUAGGAAUAUCUCUCGUGCCAUCUAUAUCAAAAAGUAUCCAGUUUUAUUACAGGGCCCUACAUCUAGCGGCAAAACUAGCCUUGUUCGCUAUCUUGCUUCAGUUACAGGUCAUGAGUUUGUGCGCAUUAACAAUCAUGAACAUACCGACCUGCAGGAGUACUUUGGUUCCUAUGUAACUGACUCUUGUGGAAGGCUUCAGUUUCAGGAGGGUGUGUUGGUGAAGGCUGUCCGCAGGGGGCAUUGGAUUGUCUUAGAUGAGCUUAAUCUUGCUCCAUCUGAUCUGCUGGAAGCCUUGAAUCGACUAUUAGAUGAUAAUAGGGAACUUUUUGUGCCUGAACUUCAAGAAACAGUAUCUGCACACCCAAAAUUUAUGCUUUUUGCUACACAGAACCCGCCCACAGUGUACGGUGGACGUAAAGUUCUUUCUCGAGCUUUUCGCAAUCGUUUUUUGGAGGUCCAUGUUGAUGAAAUUCCAGAAGAUGAGCUAACAACAAUUAUAGAAAAGCGAUGCAAGAUGCCAGAGAGCUAUGCUUUAAAAAUGAUUGAUGUUAUGAAGGAUUUGCAGCUCCAUAGACAAAAAAGUAAGAUCUUUGCGGGAAAGCAGGGCUUCAUUACUCCAAGAGACUUAUUUCGAUGGGCAAACCGUUUCAGAGUUUUUGGGAAGUCAUAUGAAGAUUUAGCUAAAGAUGCAUAUCUUCUUCUAGCUGAACGUUUGCGUGAUGACAGUGAGAAAAUUGUUGUUAGGGAAACUUUGGAACGGCGACUUCGUGUUAAGCUGUUUAUGGAUGACUUGUAUAAACGGGAGCUAGGUUUGGGUGAUUGUGCGUUGCAGUUUCCUAAACAGCAAGAGAUUCUUCCAAAUGUUGGAAAUGUUACUUGGACAGAAAGCAUGUGGAGAUUAUAUUUUCUUGUUGAGCGUUGCUACAAGAUGCGGGAGCCUGUGCUCCUUGUUGGUGAAACUGGUGGUGGUAAAACUACGGUGUGCCAGAUGCUUAGUGCUGUUCUUGGGUCAAGGCUGCAUAUUCUGAAUUUUCAUCAGUACACUGAGACUUCGGACUUCAUUGGGGGAUUUUAUCCUGUGCGAGACAGGUCAAAAUUAAUGAUGGAAUUUAAGCAGCUUAUUGGUCGAUUGAAGCACACCAAGAUUUAUCUUAAAUUUUCAGAAGACUAUGUGAUAUCUUCUGAUAUAACCCAAGCUUCUACUCUGACUUUGUUAGAUGAAAUAAUGAGCAGGUAUCGAAAUCAUGCAUCACUAGAUCCUGAUAUCACCCAACUAGACAUUGAUGGCUUUGAGAAAAUAAAGUUGGAACUUACACGGCUGCAGCAGAAGUGGCAGACAAUUUUCCUUUGGCAGGAUGGGCCCCUUGUGCAAGCAAUGAAGUGUGGUGACUUAUUUCUUGUGGAUGAAAUUUCUUUAGCUGAUGACAGUGUCCUUGAACGCUUAAAUAGUGUCCUAGAGCCAGAGAGAGCAUUGUCACUGCCUGAAAAAGGAGGCCCUGAAAUGGAGAAGGUAACUGGACAUCCAGGUUUCUUUCUCCUCGCUACAAUGAAUCCAGGUGGUGAUUAUGGUAAAAAGGAGCUAUCUCCAGCGCUUCGAAAUCGUUUUACUGAAGUGUGGGUUCCUCCUGUGAGGGACAAGGAGGAGCUUAUAAAGAUUGCUAGUGGAAGGUUCACAAAAUCUGAACUCUCAUGCUUUGCGGAUUGCAUAGUGAUGUUCUGGGAAUGGUUCAACCAGUCACAAACUUGCAGGACACUCACUGUGAGAGAUCUCUUGUCAUGGGUUUCUUUUUUGAAUGUGACAGAGGAAAGCCUUGGGUCUCAAUAUGCAUUCAUACAUGGGGCUUUUCUUGUUGUUCUUGAUGGUCUUAGCUUGGGGACAGGUAUGUCUAAAAGUGAUGCUAACAAGUUGAGGCAAACUUCUUUGUCAUUUCUACUAAAUGUACUUAAGGGACGUGUUGGUUGCAUUAACUUUGCCAUAUCUAAAAUGGAAAACUAUGGUUGGGGUGAUGAGAAGCAUGGAGACCUCUCACAUGUCAAUGGCUUUCAUUUAGAAAAUUUAUUUGGCGUCCAUCCUUUCUACAUCAAUAAAGGGCCAAAUGACUGCAGACAAGAGGGAUUUCAAUUCCUUGCUCCCACAACUCGAAGAAAUGCUUUAAGGGUGUUGCGGGCGAUGCAACUCCCAAAACCUGUGUUGUUAGAAGGUAGCCCAGGUGUUGGAAAAACAAGUUUAGUAACUGCACUUGCAGCAUAUUCAGGCCAUAGUGUUGUUCGGAUCAACCUCUCGGAGCAGACAGACAUGAUGGAUCUAUUGGGAUCAGAUCUACCUGUUGAAGGUGAGGGUGGAAUGGAGUUCUCUUGGUCUGAUGGAGUACUUCUUCAGGCCCUGAAGAACGGAAAUUGGGUUUUGCUGGAUGAACUGAACCUUGCUCCUCAAUCUGUUUUGGAGGGAUUAAAUGCUAUUUUAGACCAUCGAGCUGAGGUCUAUAUACCUGAAUUGGGUAUGACCUUCAAGUGCUCAUCUUCAUUCCGAAUUUUUGCAUGUCAGAAUCCAUCUUGCCAGGGUGGGGGUCGGAAAGGUCUCCCAAAGUCAUUCCUUAAUCGGUUUACCAAGGUUUAUGUUGAUGAGUUAGUUGAAGAUGAUUAUCUUUUCAUUUGUCAAUCACUGCAUCCCUCAAUCCCGGAAACUGUACUUUCAAAGCUCAUAUUGUUCAACAACCGUCUCUAUGAGGAUACCAUGAUACAUCGCAAGUUUGCCCAUGAAGGGUCUCCCUGGGAGUUCAAUCUACGUGAUAUCAUUCGGUCAUGUCAGGUUAUAGAAGGGUCACAUGGCACAUCAAAGUUUGAUAGCUUUCUGAAUCUUGUCUAUCUUCAAAGAAUGCGUACAGCAACUGACAGGGGAGAAGUGAUUAAGCUUUUUGAAGAAGUAUUUGGGCUGAAGCCGUCUAUACUUGAUAUUCCAAAAAUUUACAUUAAUCGAAAGCAUUUAACUGUGGGGAGUGCCCAUGUUCACAGAGCUCAUUACCAGCCUACAAAAGUUCUGAAAAGUCAACUUAAUUUGCUACCUGGUAUUCGCCAUGGCUUGGAAGCUGCUUUGCAUUGUGUACAGAAGCAGUGGUUGUGUAUUUUGGUGGGCCCUAGUUCUUCUGGAAAAACUUCAUUGAUCCGUUUAUUGGCUCAGCUCACAGGAAACAAAUUGCAUGAGUUGAAUUUGUCUCCUGCAAGUGAUGUCUCUGAGUUACUUGGUUGCUUUGAGCAAUAUGAUUACUUUCGCACUUUUAAAACUGUGCUUUCGCAGGUUGAACGCUUUGUUGAUGAGUAUUUCAGUUUGCAGCUAGAGUCUAACUUGAAUUAUUUGCUAAAUGAGAGGAAGGAGACGUUUACAAAGUGGUUUACUUUCUUGGCAUCUAGAAAUUAUAGUACUUCUGCUUCAACAUCUCAAACUGCUCAGUUUUGGACAAGUGUCUCUAGUGGCACUCUUGAUCCCUUGAUUGAGAUUAUCAAACAAUUGAAACUGGAUUUGGAGAAGUAUCAUCUACCUGUAUCAUGGUCAUCUGAAGAUUUGGAUGAAACCUUGAAGACUAUUAUAAAGUUGCAAGGGCAUAAAGCUAUGAUGCCAUCCACAAAAUUUGAAUGGGUUGCAGGUGAUUUGAUAAAAGCUAUUGAGAGUGGAGAAUGGGUGGUUCUAGAUAAUGCAAACCUUUGCAAUCCAUCGGUUCUUGAUAGGAUCAAUUCUUUGGUGGAGCCAGGUAGGUCGAUCAUGGUUAAUGAGUGUGGGAUAAUUGAUGGAAAGCCUGUUAUACUUCAUGCACAUCCUGAAUUUCGGAUGUUCCUUACUGUUGAUCCAAAGUAUGGUGAGGUGUCUAGAGCAAUGAGAAAUCGCGGAGUUGAAGUGUUUCUACUGCAACCAAAUUUGCUCUUCACUGAAGGUGCACAUGAUUGUAUGGAUAUUGAGAAGUGUGAUGUAAAUAGAUUUUUGAUUUUGUCUGGUAUACCUUCUAACAAGUUGGUUGCUGCAAUGAGUGAUGCACAUAUGCAUGCGAAAACUAUAGGACAAAAGCUUGGCAUACGUAUAACUCUUCUUGAGCUUUCUCAUUGGGUUCAACUAUUCCAACAGCUGCUAAUGACUGGAAAUAAACUUAAAUGGAGCCUUCAGUUAAGUUGGGAGCACACUUAUUUGUCUUCAUUAGGGCAAGCUGAGGCAAAGGAUGCAGUUAUGCAAGCAAAAAUUUCUUACUUAUCUGAUAUUAGUUUGUACAAACUAGAUCCAGCUGUUGGGUUUUCCUUGUCUUUGCCUGGAGGAUGGCCAAGACCGCAGACAUUAAGGAGCUUUUUAUUGUACUCAAAAGAAGCAUCUGUAAGGCAAAAUUGUAGUUACUUGGAGUCUCUGGGUGCUCAGUGUGCAUCCUAUGAAUUGAUUAUUAAUACUGAUGAAACAUCUUUCCAGAAGAAGUGCCUAAAUGUUGGGCCAUAUGUCAUCCCAAUGCAUAUACUACACAAUGUUCUUUUUCCCAAUGGGCUUGACAACAAGAAGUUUAGAUGCAAUGAACUUCCUGAAUUUAAUUUAGCACAAGCAAAUCAGAUGCUUUUUAUUGCAGCUAGCUGGACUUUUGAGCAAGCCACAGAAAGUGAUCUUGACUUAUACAAACUAUGGUUCAAGUGGUUUGCUUCGCAGUUGCAGCCAUACUGCCAAUUCUUCAAGUCCUUUCUGAUUAUAGUUGAACAAGAAGUAGUGCACCCCAUUUGGAUUCAAAUAUUUGAUUGCAGGAGGGUGCUUCAUUCAUACUUCAAAAUUGAUGUAGAAGCGAAACCAAUUCCGCUGCUUUCAUCCCAACCAAUGGAAUUGGUGUGUUUGGAUUUAUCAGUUAAACAAUUUCAGAAAUGUCUGAGAAAGGCUAUUGACUGCGUUGGCUUGCUGAGACUUUCUCUUAAACAAUGGAAUGAUGAGAAGGCUUUUGCUUAUUGUGAUGAAAAACUUGAAGUUUUGAUUGUACCAGUUUUGGAAUCUCUGAGAUGUUUGGAGAUGGAGGUUCUGAAAGUAAUUGUCAGUUCUGACAAACUAUGUGUGAUAUACUCAAAAUUUAUUGAAAGCCAUAUGUUACUGUGGAAGUACUUCACCUCGUCUUGCUUUGAUGCUUUUUUCUUGACAUGGAAUGAUCUUAGGAAAGGUGCACUUAGAUUGAAUGCUAAGUUUCCAGAAGCAGUUAACACAUUUUUGGAUGCGAGUUUGCAACUUGAUAAUUUACCAUCGUGCACUUUUCACAUGGAGAAGCCUUUCUUGUGGAUUCAUGGCGGCCAUCCAAUUCUGCCAUAUUCUAGAUCUAUAUUUGACAAAUUGCAUCAAAUUUGUGCUAUGUGUGACUCAAUUUGGCCUAGGAAUAAAAAUUUCACUCAAAGAUUCAAAGAUUAUUCAGUAGUAGAUGCUGUUUUGUCAAGUGAUGCUGAACUCCGCAAUCUUACAAUGCAAGGUGUUUGCAUGGCAUCUUAUAUUAUGCGUGAGGGUAGUCAAGACAAUGAUGACGUUCUUUGCCAGUUGGAGGAUCUGCAUCAGAGGCUUCUUGGAAGGCUCAAGUGUGAAAGGAGAAGUCUUGAAGUGGCCAUAGGAUCUGUGGGAAAUAGAACUUCUUUGGCAACCAGUUGUUGUACUUAUGGUCGUGAAGUUUUAUUUAGCCGAUCAACUUUUGACAGUUGGAAAGCAACCCUUCCUUUGUUUGACAAGAAGAGUUUUUUAUUUGACCUGAUGUUACUUCAAAAUUUGUCCAAAAGCACUGUGAUCGAUGAUCAUGAAGUCUAUCAGGUUUUAACAACUAUUUCACAUCUUUUGAGUUUUGCGGUCAACUACUCGUUGAAUUCCUCAUCAAGGUCACCAAUUGAUUUUACCCCCCACCAGACUAUUCUGUGGAUGUUGGAUUCUUGGAAUUCAGUGGCUUCUGGACGCGCUAGAAUUGCCAGUUGUGUUAUUGAGAUGUGGUUUAAUUGGCAUUCUUCUAUGUGGAAUUACUUCCCUGAAUCCUUCAAGCCUCACCUUGUUGAAUCCUGCCAUUUGUUAUGCACAACAAGAAGUGUAACUUUGGACAAAAUUCUAGAGGACUCAAUUCCAAUAAAAGAUUAUGAUUUGCACUGCUUGAACCUAAGAGUUGCUGCCAGAAGUCUUUGGCAGGAUAGACCGUUACAGCAGGAUAUAACUUGUGUACUUUUAUCCAUUGCUGAUUCUCUUUUCAAACAGAUCAUUUUUGCACAUGAGAAGUCCUUUAAAAAAGAUGUCUUUCAAGAGACUAAGUCCCUUUGCUCCUUGCCAAUCAAUAGCAGUGUACUGGAGAGUCUGGUUCAGUGCUGGAUGUCCCUUGUCCUAUCUUCUAGUCACAGGGGAUUGACUUCCUUGGUGGAUUCAAUUGUGGAACCUUUACUUGAUAUUCUAUACUGUAAACGCAUUUCUUGCGAUUCUGUCUACAAUCUUGGAUCUGCAUGGGCAUACUUAGGAGCUCUGCGGUUUCAUUUAUUGUUGAAUCCAGUUGGUCCUGAUCCUGUCAUAAAAUACACAAUUAGACAUGCAGAGCUACUAGAGAAGAUUUCAUUGCUUGAAUUGGAAAUUAAGGUGCGACAAGAAUGUGUGCGCAUGGCAGGGAGUAGCUCGAGCAGAGAUGAUGAACUCACGAGGUUUUCUUUAUUAGAAAAGCUUGAGAAGGAUUUGAAACACUUAAAGGCAAAGAUUGUAUAUCGACCUGAACCUUCUAAAUUUAUGAAGUUGCAAUCAUCAUGUCGUGAUUUCCUGGAGCUUGUAUCCUCUUGCAUGGUGUUGGUAAAGAAUCUAAAAAGUACCACAGACCUCCCUAACAUGAUUGAUGUGGCACACAAUUGGCAGGUUACAUCAGCCUCAUUCAUAGCUAGACUAUCAGAAGAAUUUCCUGAGUAUAUGGACAUAAUUCAGCCAAUACAAGUUGCCAUCCAUGAAAUGAAGUUUGGAUUAGCAAUGGUCACAUCUGAUGCUCUGGAAAGAGAAUAUUUGACCAAGGUCCAAGAACACAAUAUGGGAAGGAUCUCAGGUGCUCUGUAUUCCCUCAUGCAGUUUCCACGUAUUUUGACUGGUGGAGAAAGUCAUAUUGAACUGCAUGAUAUGGUGCCUAAAUUUGUUGUUUGUGAUGUCCAUGCACAUGAUAACAGCCAGAUGUUUGACAUCACUUUGCUGAAGAAGUUAAUUCAUGUUUCAAGUGGAAUAAGUUCUGACAAAGCUGUUUCUCAUGGACAGCUGCAAAUUUUGAUGUAUCAUAUUGUCCUAGUUCAUGCAGCGAGCUUUGUUUGUAGCUCUCUUCUCAUGGACCACACUUCCUUUUUGCUCUUGAAAAAAAUGUUUGAUCACUUUGGAAGUUUGUGGGUUGACAUGAAGUCUCAUAACAAAGACAAGGAAGAAAAUGAUGCUCAAUAUUUCAAGUUCCGGCCUCGUUCUGUUAUGCUAGAAGACAUUCUGAGGAAUGACCAGUGUCACAUCAUUGAGUUAGAUUCAGAUGGAGCUCUUGCUCGUGAAUCUGAUGAGUUGUGGCUGGAACAGGAAUACAGUAAACUGAAGCAACCUGCAAAAGAAGGGAAUAUGGAAGGAGGGUGGGAAAAUGUUCCAGAAUCCAUAUUGAACAGUGUGGUACUCAUCCACAAUCAAUUAUUUGGGCAUUGGGAACCAGACGGACAUACAAGGAAGCUUGUUCAAUGUUUCGUCACUGAUGACCAGAGGUUGCAUUCGUUUAUGGAUUCCUACAUGUUAGGGACCAUGAUAAUUAAAGAUCUUCAGUCUCUUCAGUCGUCCGCGAUUGAUGACAACUUCUUAGUGGAGCACUUACUUUAUGUGUGUUUAAAGUAUGAAAGAACUUUGGGAUUUCAUUCUCAACCAACUCGUGCUUACAAUAUCUAUAAGGAUUCAAAUGCUGGAGCUAUGUUCAAAAUAGUGAAGCCUUUGACUUUAAUUCAAGAACAGGCCAGGUCAUAUCUUGAUGACUGGCCAGAUCAUCCAGGUCUCCUAAAAAUUCUGGAUGUUGCUGAAAUGCUUUUGGAAAUGCCCUUGAAUACCCCUUUCUCAAAGGUUCUGCUUGGGCUGCAAGUUCUGGUUAGUAGAGUCCAAUCGCUGCAAGAAAGUGCUGCUAGGUUUUCUUUCCACGAUCAACUACAACCUGCGUUUGCUCUUCUACUGUCAUGGCAAAAGGUUGAAUUGGAAGCCUGGCCAGCUUUGCUUGCUGAAGUUGAACUACAGCAUGACAUCAAUGCUGGAAAGCUGUGGUUCCCCUUGCACUCAGUUCUUCAUCAUAGUCUAUCAUGUGAUGAUGAAAAUGACAAUCCUGAUAUAAUCCAAAGUGUGCAGGAAUUCAUGCAAACUGCUAAUGCUGGAGAGUUCAGAAAACGUCUUCAUCUUCUUGUCGCCUUCCAUGAGCAAAUAAAUCAUGGUAUAUGUUUGAAAGCCUAUUCAAGCCAUGGAAUGAAGAAAAGUCUUGAUGUUCUCUACAACGCAGUUGGAUUCUUUGUGCAAUUUCUUCCUUUAGUGUUAGGCUACAUUGAAGAUGCUAAAAAGAACAUUGAGAAGGAUUUGAAAGAAUGUUUGAAACUUUUCCGCUGGGAACAGAGUUAUCAUCAGUCCUCAAUUGAGAAUUUUAGAAGGGCAAGGCAAAAGAUGUGGAAACUUAUCCAGAAGUACAAUGACCUUUUACAGCAGCCAGUCAUGCUUAUCCUGAGUCAAGAAGUAAUGUUUAAGAAAGAAAAAAUGACUACAUGGCUUGAACAGAAGACAUAUGCUGAUAUUGAUGUAGAUUUGGCACAGUUUCCUAUGGAUUUCUUGCAUGCCACAAGUACUGAAAGUUUGUCUUGGCUUGGUGAUUGGAUAAGCAAAGCUGCGGUUACCCUUCAAAGCAUGUCCAAGAGUACUAGUGGCUUUGCCAAUAUUGUCCUUCCAUCUGCUUUUUCCUCAUCUGCAUGCCAAGAUUUUAAGAGCAAAUGGCUAGAAGGUUGGUCAUCUGUCAAAAAUAUUUGUAGAGAUGCAGCAGAAUUUUCUUGCCUUUGGAAGCAUGAAACCAAAGGUCUUAAAAAAAGAAGGGCUUUUGGUGAGCUAUUGAAAAAUUUAGAAAGAUGUGGACUAUCAAGACGUAGAUCUGGAACAUUUGAGGUGGGAGUCGAACCAAGCCAGCAAAAUAGAUCAUUUAUGCAGCCAUCAUAUGAAAUUCUACAUCUGCUUCAGCAAGAAUACUAUCAAUUUAUAGAUGGCAAGCCUGCAAACAACUAUGAUUCUCUAAAAUGGGAGGAUGCAAAUAGGUAUUAUUUCAAAAAUUUGGCUAUGAUGCAGCAAAUACAACAUAGUUGCCUUAAAUUCCACAAAGACCUCACAUUGGAACAGGUCAAUCAAGCAGUCUCUUUUCUUGACCACCUGUUAUACAUUCAACAAGAGCAAAGAUAUAUUACCUAUUCUGUAUUCAGGUUCUUAGGCCAUCUUAGACGGAAGUUAUAUCUUCUAAAUUGUAUCGGUGUUGAUGUAUGCUGUUCAAAUGAGGAGGACCAACAUUUAUUCAACCAAAAUUUAUAUAGUUCUGGUUCAAAAGGUGUUGGGGAAGGUUAUGCUGUGAGUCCAAAUCAAUAUGUUGUGCUUAAAUGCAUGUGGCAGCAGAAACAACUAUUUGAUAGCCUGCUUGUGAUGUCAAAAGAUGCGUGCUUGGUGUUAUCAAAAGCCAAAAGAUGUCAUCUGAGUGGUUGUGGCAUUGUUACCUCUGGGCUUGAUGCAGUUAAUGAUCUUCUGGAAAGUGGCAUUCCAACCUUUGAGAAAGCUAAGGAAUCAUUAGAUAUGUAUCUCAUCGGUGAUAGCAAGGUGGUAACUGCAUACAGUGCUUGUGUGCCUUUUGUUAUUUCUCAACAUUUGGAGCAAUUAGUGGCACAUAACUUUCAGACUAUCAGUGUUUUUGAAAAGAAUGUGCAGAAGUUGAGCUUGCAGGAAUCUAUUGCGACAUCUGUAAUGGGACAUUUGCUUGAUCGUUUUGGAGGCCUGAUCAGCAAGGGAAGGGAGAUGAUGCUGGAUUUUCAGUCUGUGCUUGGGACAAAAGGUCAAAUGGUUGUUGAUGAGGAUACACAUUUCAUGGAAAACUUUGCCAUGUUGGAGGCUUCAUUUUUUCAAACAUCUGAGGAGACAAAUAACCUUCUAGUGGAUGCACUAGGAAAGUUGGAUGGUCUUUCCAACAGGCAUCCUUUUGAUGAAAAAUUAUCUUUAGAGAAUAUAACCUUGUGGAAAGGUCUAUUUGAAUCCAUUACCUUAGAUCUACAUCUGGAAGAUUUGUGUGACUCUCUGAAUAGAACAGUUAUUGCAGCAUGCAAACUCGCAAAUUCUGUCGGUCAUAGAGAACCAAAAGUGCUUUCUGAAAUAGAGUCCCGAGUGAAGGAUGUUACUCUGGUGCUGGAUCUCGUACUAAAUUUUGUGGAGAACAUGUUAUAUGAGUUCUUGGACGCGCAUAAGACAAUUGCUGAGAUGACUAAUGUGCUUGCACAUGUAUUUGCUGCAUUAUUUUCCAAAGGAUUUGGUACUUCUGAGGAGUCUGCAGAAGACACUACUUGUGCUGGAACACAAGAGGCAUCUGGAACUGGUAUGGGGGAGGGUGAAGGUAUUAAUGAUGUCAGUGAUCAGAUAACUGAUGAAGCUCAACUCCUUGGAAGUUCUGAGAAGCAGGAUGGACUGGAUGACUCCGGUAAAGCAUCGAGUAACAAAGACAAAGGCAUUGAAAUGGAUGAGGAUUUCACAGCUGACACAUUCAGUGUGAGUGAGGACUCAGAAGAUGACAAGGCUGAAAGUGAUGAGGAUAUCAACUUGGAGUCUAGAAUGGGAGAGACUGGGGAGAAUAAUGAGGUUGUUGCUGAAAAGUUAUGGGAUGAGGAUGGAGAUGAUAAUCCUGAUACUUCCACUGAGAAGUAUGAAUCAGGUCCGUCAGUAAAAGAAACGGAGUCUGGCUCAAGGGAACUUAGAGCUAAAGAAGACGAUACUCUUAGAAUGGAUGGAGAAUUAGAAGAGUUGGAUAAAAAUGAGUCUGAGAAGUCGAAUGAGAAGGAUGAGAAAUCUGAUUUGCCUGAUGAUGAUGAAAAUGCCAACGGUAUGGAGCUUGAAAAGAAAGAUGCCAUUACGGAUGCAACAGGGAUUCAGGUUGAUGAACAAGAACAAAAUCCUGAAGAUAUGAACAUUGAUGAACCCCAAGGUUCAGAUAAGAUUGAGGAAGAUAACCCAUCCUCAAUAGCUUCUGAUGAGGAAAUGAAAGAGGGAGAUGAAAAUCACAGCCCUCCAGAUUGUAUGGAUGAUGAUACUGGUGAUGUGAAGGAAAAUAAUGAGGUUGGAGGAGAGAUUGAAACUGAUAGUGCGGAUAUAAAUAUGGAGGAUUCAAGCAGAGGAGCUCUUGAACCUCAGAAAGUUGAGCCAUUUCAUGAUCCCACAGAAGGUGCUGAAUCAGCUGAGGCAAACGCUGAUGCUCAUGGAGACUCAACCAGGGAACCAGAGUUGCACUGGUCAAACAGCACUGAUUUGAAUCAUGGCAUUGCUCCGUCACAUUCCUCAAGGCAAGAUGAAGUUCCAAAAUUAGACUUUUCCAUGACCAAUUCAAAUAAAGGUUCAAGUUUACAAUCUAAUCCAGAUAAACCUCCUACUUCUCAAGAUGACAAUUCAUCUCUGCAAAGAACUCAACCAAAUCCUUUCCGAAGUAUUGGAGAUGCCAUGAAGGAGUGGAAAGAAAGGGUUAAUAUUUCAGCUGAUUUGGAAGAAUUUCAGUCAGAUGCCCUUAAUGGCUCUGAUGAUGAAGGGGCUGAUGAAUACCGGUAUGUAUCAGAGUUGGAAAAGAGCACGACCCAAGCACUUGGUUCUGCAACAUCUGAGCAGACCAAAAAUAAUGUUCAAGACAAGAAACCUGAUGCAGAUGAAGUGAUGUCAGGGAAGAAGGAAGAUGUGGAUAGAAUUGAUGGUGUCAAGGAAAGUUUUGACUCAAUGCACCUUAAGACCAGGCAACUUUCUAUUCCUAGGGAGAGAGUCGGUGAGCAGAUGUUGGAAACUACUUUAGCAAGUGAAGAUGCCUCAGUGGAAGAAGAGAAGCGGGGCAACACAAAUGAGCUGUCAGAGGACAAGGUCUCAUUUAAAAGCUCAUACAUGAGCGGAAGUUCCUUCCCUCCAGAUGAUAAUGGCAGUGAGGAGUUAUGCAAAGCUAUUGUUGUUGAAGAUGUUGCUGAUGAUAUGAAGCAAAAAGCUAUUAUGGAUUGGAGAAAAUAUGAACUUGUCACAACAAAGCUAUCUUUGGAAUUGGCUGAGCAGUUGCGUCUGGUCCUUGAACCAACUCUAGCAAGCAAACUUCAAGGAGAUUAUAAAACCGGAAAACGAAUAAACAUGAAAAAGGUUAUUCCAUAUAUUGCGAGCCAUUUCCGGAAAGAUAAAAUAUGGCUUAGACGGACGAGACCUAACAAACGUGAUUAUCAGAUUGUGGUUGCAGUAGAUGAUUCACGCAGUAUGUCUGAGAGUAAUUGUGGUGAUUUUGCCAUUGAAUCUCUCGUGACAGUCUGCCGAGCAAUGCAACAACUGGAAGUAGGUCAACUUGCAGUUGUAAGCUUUGGUGAGAAGGGGAACAUCAAGUUACUGAAUGAUUUUGAGCGUCCUUUUAGUAGGGAAACUGGAAUCCAGAUGAUAUCAAGUUUAUCCUUCAAGCAAGACAACACAAUAGCCGAUGAACCAGUUCUUGAUCUCUUGAAAUAUUUGAACAACAUGCUCGAUGCUGCAGUGGCAAAGGCACGGAUGCCAUCUGGGCAGAACCCUCUCAACCAACUCAUAUUGAUCAUUGCUGAUGGACGAUUCCACGAGAAGGAGAGCUUGAAGCGCCAUAUCAGAGACCUUCUGAGCAGAAGACGGAUGAUUGCAUUUAUACUUUUGGACAGCCCACACGAAUCUAUCAUGGAUCUCAAUGAGGCAUCAUUUGAAGGGCAAACUCUCUCAUUCAAAAGAUACUUAGAUUCUUUUCCCUUUCCAUAUUACAUCGUCUUGCGGAAUAUUGAAGCACUUCCCAGGACCCUUGCUGAUUUACUAAGACAGUGGUUUGAGCUUAUGCAGAGUGUCAGUGACUAAUUCUCUCAUACAAAAGAUGAGAAGAGCCAUGCAUGAUGAUGUAUAUGUCCAGUUCUUUGCCUAUUUACGCCAUACAGUUCGAAGACGCAAGGUUAAAUACCGAGCAACUGUAAAUUUUGAUCAGGUUAAACAUUGCAGUGCUAAUCUCCUGCUGUAUAAAUAUACACACAACAAUAUAGGUCAAAUAGUGAGCUACCACUGCAAAAUUUUGAUCAGUGAAACAUUGCAGUGCUUGUUACAUGUAAUAUUUAACAAUUUGUAACAUUCCCACAUAUAUAUAUAUCAUCAAUCUUUGGUACAGUCA